CACCCCCACAUCUUGAAUCUUCGCCGCGGUAUUCGCACGUGUUCGCGUGUCCGGUCGUCUGUUUGAAUUGUGAAAAUGUCAACAUCAAGCGCUGCUGUUAAUGGCAAUCAUUACGAGCAAUUGCAUCAAGGACGGACUAAAAUGUAUAAAUCAAAAGUUGAUGUUGUCCUAGGAGCCCAGUGGGGCGAUGAGGGCAAGGGCAAAGUGGUGGACAUGCUGGCGUCCGAAGUGGACAUUGUGUGCAGGUGCCAGGGAGGCAAUAAUGCUGGACACACUGUGGUAGCGAAUGGCACGGAAUUUGAUUUCCAUCUUUUGCCUAGUGGCGUAGUGAACGAGAAAUGCAUCUCGGUCAUUGGCAAUGGUGUUGUUAUUCAUCUGCCCUCUUUGUUUGACGAGUUGUUGAAAAACCAAGCCAAGGGAUUGUCGCAUUUGGAGAAUCGUUUAAUCAUUUCGGAUCGUGCCCAUUUGGUGUUUGAUUUCCAUCAGCAUGUGGAUGGCAUGCAGGAGGCAGAGAAGGGAGGCAAAUCCCUGGGCACCACCAAGAAGGGCAUUGGUCCGGCCUACUCUAGCAAGGCUACCCGCAAUGGCAUUCGUGUGGGUGAGCUGCUUGGUGACUUUAAUCUCUUCAGUGAUAAGUUCAAGUCGAUUGUGGCCACACAUGUACGCCUGUUCCCAUCGAUCAAUGUGGAUGUGGACGCUGAAUUGGCUCGGUACAAGGACUAUGCGGAAAAGGUUCGUCCCUAUGUCAAGGACACAAUUUGCUUCUUGCACACAGCUCUACGCAAUGGCAAAACCAUCCUGGUAGAGGGAGCCAAUGCGGCCAUGUUGGACAUUGAUUUCGGCACAUAUCCCUAUGUGACCAGCAGCAAUUGCAGCAUUGGAGGUGUCCUAACUGGUCUGGGUUUGCCGCCACAGACAAUUGGAGAGGUGAUUGGUGUGGUAAAGGCCUACACGACGCGAGUGGGUGACGGACCCUUCCCCACUGAACAAUUGAAUGAAGUUGGUGAUCUGCUGCAGACGCGUGGUUUUGAAGUGGGUGUGACCACCAAGCGAAAGCGACGAUGCGGUUGGCUCGAUAUCCCCCUGUUGAAGUACACCUCUCUGGUCAAUGGCUAUACAUGCAUCUGCAUCACCAAGCUGGACAUUUUGGAUACGAUGGCCGAAAUUAAAGUGGCUGUAGGCUACAAGAGGAGUAAUGGCGAGAAACUUGAUCAUUUCCCCGGCACAAUUGCCGAACUGGGAUCCAUUGAGGUGGAGUACGCUAAUCUGCCCGGUUGGCAGACAUCCACCGAGCACAUACGCAACUUUAAGGAAUUGCCGGAGAAUGCACAAAACUAUGUUCGCUUCCUUGAGAGCGAAUUAAGCGUGCCCGUGCGCUGGGUGGGCGUGGGCAAGGGUCGCGAAUCAAUAAUAAAUGUCCAUUAGCCAUUAUCCACUAAUACCACCCCCCAUCCCCUUCCCACCCAGGGACAUAAAACUAUCCUACAUGCAUAACCCUUUUGUGUGUUAUGUAUAAAUUAGACGAAAGAACGCUUUAAUACCCUUUUUAGCCACGAAUUCGGCGUUUUGACUAUUGUAACUAACUAAACCAAAUUCAAGCAACUAAAUCUACCCACAACAGAAUGAUACUUACCUUACAACUUACAAUUAACCAUAUAUCGACACACACAAAUUUGUUAGCUUAUUGCUUCUUCAUUAAGGCUUUAAUUAUUUCAUAUUCUAUUUUACUAUUAUUUCUUUCAAGUUCACAAGUUCAUAAUAUCUCUUCUUCAAUUUUUUUUAGUAAGCGCAUACAUAUACACUAGAAUACUUUGUUCUUAUUUCGUUUUGAUGAGGCCGUACUUAGUUUUUAAGAUCAUCAGGUGCAGUUUUAACAACAACAAAGAAAACAUAUACAAAAUGAGAAGCAAAUAUUUUUUAUUGUACAAUAACGAAAUAAUGUUGUUUUAAUAUUUAAAUACAACAAUAGAAUAGAGCAUAAUUGUGCUCUUGUGUCUGUGUAAACAAAUCAUAAUAAUUUUGUCGCAAGAAAAUACAUUUUAAAAGUAAAUACAUUAAAAAUAAAAAAAAA
This is a messenger RNA of Drosophila willistoni, 2071 nucleotides long. RefSeq names its product adenylosuccinate synthetase (gene Adss). Gene Ontology annotation, biological process: 'de novo' AMP biosynthetic process; IMP metabolic process. Gene Ontology annotation, cellular component: cytoplasm. The coding region runs from base 76 to 1425 and encodes 449 amino acids. Gene Ontology annotation, molecular function: GTP binding; adenylosuccinate synthase activity. The record is from RefSeq and is a predicted model, not a curated record. The transcript is spliced from 5 exons. NCBI's taxonomy places the organism in Eukaryota, Metazoa, Arthropoda, Insecta, Diptera, Drosophilidae.